GCAGCAGGACUCGACCUAUGACCGGGCGCGCGCUCACAGCUGACUGACCGACGCACACAACAGCACACACCCGGACGCCGUUCACCAUGGAGAGAAAAGUAGCGAGGGAAUUUCGGCAUAAGGUGGAGCUGCUGAUUGAUAAUGAAGCAGAGAAGGACUAUCUGUAUGAUGUUCUCCGCAUGUACCACCAAUCCAUGGACAUUCCUGUCCUGGUCGGCGACCUGAAGCUGGUGAUAAAUGAGCCCAAACGCCUUCCGCUGUUUGAUGCCAUCAGACCCCUGAUUCCUCUGAAGCACCAGGUGCAGUAUGACCAGCUCACGCCCAAGAGAUCCAGGAAGUUGAAGGAAGUCCGUCUGGACCGCACACAUCCUGAGGGUCUGGGUUUGAGUGUUCGAGGUGGGCUGGAGUUCGGCUGUGGCCUCUUCAUAUCCCAGAUAGUCAAAGACGGACAGGCAGGAAAUGUCGGCCUGCAGGUUGGCGAUGAGAUUGUGCGUAUUAAUGGCUACUCCAUCUCCUCCUGCAUUCACGAGGAGGUCAUCAAUCUCAUUAAGACCAAGAAGAUUGUGUCUCUGAAAGUCCGCUACGUGGGAAUGAUUCCUGUCAAGAGCUCCUCUGAAGAGCCUCUAAAGUGGCAGUUUGUGGAUCAGUUUGUGUCUGAAUCAGGGGAGAAAAGGACUAGUGUGGCUGGUUUGGCUUCGGUUGGAGGGAAAGAAAUCAAGGAAAAGAAAGUUUUCCUGAGUUUGGUGGGCACCAAAGGCAUGGGAAUCAGUAUAUCUAGUGGACCAACACAGAAACCAGGCAUCUAUGUGAGCAAUGUGAAGCCGGGUUCAGUCUCAGCUGAAGUGGGCUUACAGGUUGGCGACCAGAUUGUGGAGGUCAAUGGGGUGGAUUUCACCAACCUGAGUCAUCAUGAAGCAGUGCGAGUGUUAAAGAGCAGCAGGAGUCUAACCAUCACUGUCCUCACUGGAGCUGGAAGUGAGCUGUUUAUGACGGAUGAGGAGCGACUGGCAGCUGAAGCUCGUCGUGAGCUUGAAAGACAAGAGCUAAUGCAUCAGAAGAGAGUGGCAUUAGAGGCCAACAAAAUCAUCAAAGAACAGCAGGAGAAAGAGCGCGAGAGGAAGAUGGAGAUAUCACAGAAGUCUGCAGAGGAAGAAGAACGCUAUCACAAAGAGAUGGAGAGAAUUGAAGCCGCGGAAAAGAAGGACCACAAAGAGUGGGAAGAAGAUUGGGGGGGUUCCAAAGAAAUAUCCAAAUCUCCUUCCCCCUCCCCCUCUCCCUCACCCCCACCUCCUGCACGUAAUGCACCUUCACCCAAACCCAAAACCUCCACUGCUGAGUCCGAUGAAGAAGAGAUUGGAGAAGGAUUUCAAAAAUAUGUGGAUGAUUUUGAUCCAUAUUCCAUGUUCACGGCUGAGGAGUUAGCUGGCAGAGAUGUACGACUUUUGAGAAUUAAGAAGGAAGGAAAGCUUGAUCUGGCCAUAGAAGGAGGAAUCGACUCCCCUUUGGGAAAGAUUGUGGUGUCAUCCAUCUAUGAGGGAGGUGCAGCAGAUAAACAUGGUGGUGUCGUGUCAGGUGAUGAGAUCAUGGCUGUGAAUGGAAAGAUCCUGACGGAUGUGACUUUAGCUGAAGGACAGACCUCAUUGGCUCAGGCCUGGAAAAGUGGAGGGGACUGGAUUGACCUGGUCAUCGCAGUGUCUCCACCGAAGGAAUAUGAAGAUGAAGUCCCUAAAGCAGCAUCAGUCAGUCCCACUGCAAAGAAAAAUGUUUUCCAAGGCAGUGCCCCUGUGUACAGACAGGGCUACGUCCUUCAGAUGAGGACCCCCAAAACUGAUCGCCACUAGCCCAGUGGUAAAAUCCCUCCAAACCCAUCCAUACCAUUCUGCAGUGUGCAUCAUGUACAUGUGACAAUCUCUUUUUCAAUCCAAAAACCAACCCAGAUGUUUUCAGUUGGGGAUAUCCUGUGCUUAUGAUUCAGUUAUGCAUUAGGCAAUACUCUUGUUGACAAGGCUAUGCAGUCAUUCUGAUUGAUGUUGUUCAAAGGGACUGUUACAUGUAAUGACUCGUGCAUUGAUUUUUGCUGCUUUGAUUGGUUUUGCUACUGCAUGUUACUAGAAAUGUCUAUAGCAUUACUGUGUAUGGAUUCAUGAAAAGAUACCGCCAUUGGUUCCCCAGAAACAAUCUAUGAAACUAAAACAGUUGACGGAUGAAUACAGAUGCUCUUGAAAACAACAUUUGAGUUUGAA
Molecule: messenger RNA, 2243 nt
Organism: Carassius carassius (crucian carp)
Lineage: Eukaryota; Metazoa; Chordata; Actinopteri; Cypriniformes; Cyprinidae
Product: harmonin-like
Exons: 21
Coding region: 87-1841 (584 amino acids)
Biological process (GO): retinal cone cell development; inner ear morphogenesis; inner ear receptor cell stereocilium organization
Cellular component (GO): plasma membrane; stereocilia ankle link complex; stereocilium tip
Molecular function (GO): protein binding
Source: RefSeq, a predicted model, not a curated record